Uloborus diversus is the source of this 1053-nucleotide messenger RNA. Its product is annotated as zinc finger protein 678-like. The record is from RefSeq and is a predicted model, not a curated record. The transcript has 2 exons. Lineage: Eukaryota; Metazoa; Arthropoda; Arachnida; Araneae; Uloboridae. The coding region runs from base 1 to 1053 and encodes 350 amino acids.
AUGGCGAAUAAUCCUCUGAUCCAUAAUGGCUCUACAGAACUUUAUUCCUGUGAACACUGUUCAGGAGUAUUUGCUUUUGUUUCAGACUUAAAGAGACAUUUAAAAGGAGUCCAUAAUGGUAAAGAAACAAACUCAUAUGAACAUUGUCCGAGGACAUUCCCUAGUGCUUCACAUUUAAACCGUCAUGUGAGCAUCCAUACUGCCGAGAAACCCUUCACCUGUGAACAUUGCUCAAUGGUAUUUUCUAAAGUUUCAAAUUUAAAAGAUCAUGGAAAAUUUCAUACUGGCGAGAAACCAUUCGCCUGUGAACUUUGCUCAAGAGUAUUUUCUCGAAUUUCAAAUUUAAAAUUACAUGUGAGAAUUCAUACUGGAGAGAAACCAUAUAAGUGUGAAUUUUGCUCUAAGGAGUUUACUCAAAUGGGACACUUGAAAGGGCACCGGAGGACCCAUACUGGCGAAAAACCAUUUUCCUGUGAACAGUGCUCAAAGGUAUUUACCAACGCUUUGAAUUUAAAGAAUCAUCUGAGAACUCAUACUGGCGAGAAACCAUUCACUUGUGAACAUUGCUCAAUGGCAUUUGCUGAUGGUUCGAAUCUAAAAAAGCAUGUAAGAAUUCAUACUGGCGAGAAACCAUAUAAGUGUGAAAUUUGUUCUAGGGAGUUUUCUGAAAUAGGACACAUGAAAAGACAUCGGAUGACCCAUACUCGCGAACGAACAUUUUCCUGUGAACAAUGCUCAAAGGCAUUUUUUAGCGCUUCAAAUUUAAAGAGGCAUCUGAGAACGCACACUGUCGAGAAACCCUUCGCCUGUGAACAUUGCUCAAUGGUAUUUUCUAAAGCUUUAUAUUUAAAAGAUCAUGUGAGAAUUCAUAUUGGCGAAAAACCAUAUAAGUGUGAAAUUUGUUUUAAGGAGUUUCCUGAAAUACGGCCCCUGGAAAGACACCGGAAAACCCAUACUGGUGAAAGAACAUUUUCCUGUGAACAAUGCUCAAAGAUAACUAGUGUUAGAAGUGCAUAUGAAGGGGCACUCAUGGUGCCAAUUCCGCCAUUGUAA